UGGUACGCGCCGCUAAAUAACAAAUAAAUUGUUCGUACCUAUAUAACUUAAUUAACGGCACCUCUAAUUUGAAUUAUAUAAUGACGUCGAAAGAGGGAAGCGACAAAUCGAAGGCCACUCAGGGUGCGGGGGACAGCAAAGAGAAACGAAGAAAGGAGUCUAUCUUAGAUUUGAGCAAGUACCUCGAGAAAAGUAUUCGCGUGAAGUUCGCUGGUGGACGAGAAGCGGCGGGAAUCCUUAAAGGCUAUGAUCCUUUACUUAACCUUGUAUUGGACAAUACCACAGAAUAUCUUAGAGAUCCUGAUGACCCCUACAAAUUACUUGAUGACACAAGAGCAUUAGGCCUAGUAGUCUGUCGUGGAACAUCAGUGGUCCUAAUCUGCCCUAUGGAUGGAAUGGAGGCCAUACCAAACCCUUUCAUAACACAGGAAGGAUAGUUUUGUGCUUAUUAAUGUGAUUGAACAAUAUAAGUGUAAUUUUAAGUAAAUUUAAGAUAAUUUUGUGUUUUCUUUUGUUUAUAACAUAAGAGAUACAUUAACAUUUUUAAGUUGUUUCUUUUAUUGUUUAUUUUUUGGGUGUAGGCACAUUUAUUGAAAUAAAAAGAAGUCACAAAGUGAAGAAGUGCGUCUGUGCAACCGUCUUUUCAGCAGCAGACACU
Molecule: messenger RNA, 658 nt
Organism: Hyposmocoma kahamanoa
Lineage: Eukaryota; Metazoa; Arthropoda; Insecta; Lepidoptera; Cosmopterigidae
Gene: LSm7
Product: U6 snRNA-associated Sm-like protein LSm7
Exons: 3
Coding region: 81-437 (118 amino acids)
Biological process (GO): nuclear-transcribed mRNA catabolic process; mRNA splicing, via spliceosome
Cellular component (GO): U12-type spliceosomal complex; catalytic step 2 spliceosome; U6 snRNP
Molecular function (GO): RNA binding
Source: RefSeq, a predicted model, not a curated record